AUGUUGGAGAAUUCGAAUUUUUAUGCAUCGAUGAUGAAAAUCCUUGGAAUCUGCUCUCUUUGCAUUUCCUUUGGCGGCAUGUUUGUUAUCAACCUCAAGAAAGAAAAACUUCUUUCAAUCUACAUCGGUUUUUUGUCAGCUCUCAUCUUCAUAAUUGCGUCGAUCUUGCAUGCCUUGUUCAUCAGGCUUUCUUAUUCCUUCGAAAUCAGCGACAUUUUCGACUACAAAAAAGAUUCGGAAACGAUUAUCAACUUGCAAAAAGUAGAACUCGCUAAUGAGUGUUGUUUCAAUACGGAAGAUUGGACACAAAUGGGACUAAAUGUUACGGAUAACGACAAGGAAUUAUUGCAAAUGGCGUGCACUUCAAAUAAUGACGGUGGUGAUGAGUUUAUCCAACGAAUUGAAUACUUCACAGAAGAUUGCGUUCCCCAAGUCAGCGUUUUUCUUACAGAAUGGUUCAUCUACUCCAUUGCGCUUACCGUCACCCUCCUUAUUUCAUUCAUCGUCAAGUUCCUGUUUGUCGCCGUUUACCACAUCCGCCUGAGCCAUGGAUUUGAAGAUGAAGAAGACAAAACAGCUCUUGUCGGAGCCGAGCAAAAAGCGGCCAUCCAUUCAUUCAAGGCGUUUGCGAAAAAGAGCGGAUAUGAUCUUUUGCCGGAACUAUUUCAAAUCAACCGCUCAAGUCAAAAAGUCGACUUUGGUCUCCGACUGGAAGUGGACAACUACAGAGAUGGAAUUGUCAUUAAAAAAGUCAAAACAGGAUCCCCUGCUGAAGAAGCCGGGAUCAAGGAGCAAAGUAGAAUCAUCGAAAUCGACGGCGUGCAGUUGAAUCAGAACAAUUUACCUGAUGCUCGUUUUAAACUCGAAGCAGCUGGAAAGGUCCUCACUUUGCUCCUUAUCAGCGAAGAAGUUGACGAAACUUACUCGAGCAAAAAUAUUGAUCUAAACAGAGAGAAUAUCGCUGGAGUGACUUUGGACUUGCAACACCAUCCGCGGAUAAUAAAAAUCACAAAGAACGAACAUUUUGGAUUUGGCUUCCGCGUCUUGUCGCUGCAAAACGGAACGGGGCAGUACGUCGAGGAAGUUGUAAAAGGAUCACCUGCGUAUAAAGCGGGACUUCAAAACAGCGAUCGCUUGAUUGAGAUCGACGGCAAGCGCGUGUCCAAACUUGAUGUUGGAAGUGCAUCAAGACAAACAGUCGAGCUUCUGGUGCUCUCUCCCGAGUGCGACUCAUUUUUCAGGCGGAAGGGAGUCCAAGUCACGCGAAGUUUGGCGAAAAACAUGAAAUCCAAAUCAUCUCGAGUGGCUAAGCCUCGCUACUGUCGCCUGGUGAAACUACCAUCUGAAGAUUUUGGACUUUACGUUGUUAUUGAUAACGAGCGAGUAGGGCAAAUUGUCAAGUGGGUCGAUGUCGGUGGCGUGGCCGAUAGAGGCGGCUUGAGACUCGGUGACCGUGUCGUCGAAAUCAACGGCAUCAACUGCGAGUAUGAAUCUCACACUACUAUCACAAAGUUGAUCCUCUCUGGCGAGAACAUUUGCCACUUGAUUGUCGUGGCGCAGGAGUAUGAUAUGCAGUAUAAAAGAGCCCUUCCAAGACUUACAAAAAUCUAUAAAGAAGAUGGCCAGCUUGGAUUUUGCAUCUACUACGAUCAAGAUCGCGACGGACAUUACGUUGAGGAAGUCGAUGCGGGAGGUCCUGCCGAACGGGCAGGCCUGAAAAUUGGAGACAGAAUUAUUCAACUAAACGGGAUGAGCGUGGAAAAUGCUAACCAUGAUGCAGUUCUGCAAAAACUACGCAAUGCGCCUUCGGAGGUAUCUUUGCUUGUUGCUGGAGGAAAGUCGGAUACGCAUUACAGAAAUAUUGUGCAGUUCAAGACAAGCGGAAUGGACGAGCUUAAGAAUGAUGAACGACCAGUUCCGGAACAGCCCAUCUUCUUUACAAAGGACGAGCACAAAGAUGAUUUCGUCGGGACGGAAGAGGGAGAAUCCAUCUCAGGCUUUUCAAAGUUGCAUGAAAGUGCGGAUGUCGGAGUUCCGCGGCUGUGCGACUUGGUGAAAUUAGACAGCGAAGGCUUUGGCUUCUUCCUAGCGAUUGAUCGGGAUCGCGAAGCCCAGAUAGUAAAGCGAAUCGAGGCAGAUAGUCCUGCUCGCAGAGCUGGAUUGAAGGAUGGCGAUCGGGUUCUUGAAAUUAACGGAAUCAAAUGCGAUUCCAUGGGCCACGAGGCAGUAGCGGAGCUAAUUAAGAACUCUGGAAAUCAUGUCAAAAUUCUUGUGUUGGACCAGAAAAGCGAUCAAAAUAACAUUGCCGGUAAACCGCUGCUUUGCAGGCUUCAGCGAGAAAAAGACGAGUCUUUCGGUUUCACCGUCGGAACGGAUCUGCACGGACAUUACUUCGCGACAGUGAACUCAGGAUCCAUCGCGGAAUCGUCGGGCCUGAGAGUCGGAGAUAGAAUCAUCGAGCUCAACCACAUCAAUAUCGAGCACGAUUCUCCCGAAGAUGUCGCUGUUCGAAUAAAAUCCUCUAACAACGUUUUGCUCACUUUGUCGAUCGACACCAAAUCCUUCCACCGUUACAAACGUGAAAAGAUCCCAAUUACGUCCAUUCUCGCCGAGUUGUCCAAAAGUUCCAAAGUCGGUCGGCGAAGAAAUCGUCAGCGCGGCAAUUUCGUUUCAAACUCAGACGUCACUGAGACAAGCGUUACCGUGAGAACUGACAUAACCAUUUUCAAAUUCGAGGAUGAAGAUUUUGGUUUUAAGCUCGCUCGUUCGAGCGGCUUCGAAGAGUCUGACUCGUCGCACAUUAUUCACUGGCUGAAACGAGGAGGUGCAGCCGAAUACUUCGGCGUGCGCGAUGGAGACAAGGUUCUCAAGGUCGACGGGACAGAUGUGACCGCCUGGAGCGUCGAAGAAGUUGUGCAGUACGUAGAGAGCACCACCAAUGGAGAAAUUACUCUCACUCUUGAGUUCAAAGAGGUUAUUGACCAGCUCCAGACAAAGACGAUCCGAAUUGCAAGGAGAGCCCAGCAGAGUUUCGGAUUCCAUCUUUGGUUCGACGCGGACGGACACUUCUUUGAAGAUGUCACGAUCGGCUCUCCAGCUGAUCGCGCUGGGCUCAAGAUCGGCGAUCGUCUGGGCUCAAUAAACGCCAAAAACCCUUCCAAAUGGUCGCAUGAAGAGCUGGUCGAUUACGUCCGAAGCAAAUGCACAGAAGAAGUGACGCUCCAAGUACUCUCAAUUGCAAAUAACGACGAGUUCUCGUCGGCGACGCAACCUCUGACAGUGACUCUUACAAGAGGAGACAAUGGCUCAUUUGGAUUCAAAGUGACAAAAGAUGCGAAAGGAUUUUAUGUUGAGUAUGUUCAACCGAACGGUGCAGCUGAUCAAGCGGGAGUUAGCGUCGGAGACAGACUCAUCGAACUGGACGAAUCUUCCCUCGACUUUAUGGACAUGGACGAGCUCGUCCAAACAAUUCAAUACGGAGGCAACAAGCUAAAAAUAACGCUUCUUGCGAAGGCAUCGAAAUCUAGAGUACGAAAGAAUCCAGAAGAUACUGCCAUUUUUGAUGCUCUGCACGGGAAUGUGUCGAUCGAUUACGAAGUUCAACCGCGAUUGCUCCAGCGGAAACCGUCCUGGCAGUCCUUCGACUCUUAA
This is a messenger RNA of Oikopleura dioica, 3651 nucleotides long. Lineage: Eukaryota; Metazoa; Chordata; Appendicularia; Copelata; Oikopleuridae. The record is from the annotation of a GenBank genome assembly.